UAAUGGAUGAGACCACCCAUCUUGAUUGAUUGUGCUUUGGAUCCAUACAUCCUUUGAACAUGUAUGUAUCUGAAUGUAUGUUAGGCCUUAAUCGGCGAUUAUUUUCCAUAUAAUUUCAGUGUGGGAGCUAAAUGCUUCUAUUCAUGAGAUAUUUUUAAUCAUUGCAGGAGUAUAAAUAGUCUGUGUGUGGCUGGCUGCUUUUCUCACUGCCUUAAUAUUUUCUCUGUAGUUCGAAUUCAGGACAGGUUGACCAAAUGGAGACUCAGGCGACGAAGAUACCUCAGGUGAAACUGAGAUCAUCCUCUGGAAAUCGGGACAUGCCAGUGAUAGGAUUGGGCACAGCUGCCGACCCAUUUAUUGAAUCCGCCAUGAGAGCAGCGAUCCUAGACGCCAUCAGCCUUGGAUAUAGGCACUUUGACACCGCCGCCGUGUACGGCUCAGAGAAAGUUCUUGGGGAAGCUAUUGCUGAAGCACUUAAACUUGGCCUCAUAGGUUCUCGACAGCAACUCUUCAUCACUUCAAAGCUCUGGCCCACCGAUGCGCAUAGUGAUCUUGUUGUCCCUGCUCUAAACAAUUCUCUCAGGAAACUUCAAUUGGAGUAUCUGGAUCUCUAUCUCAUUCACGAGCCUAUCAGUUCUAAGCCAGGAAAGUAUGAAUUUCAAAUCCCUAAGGAGGAGCUUCAACCAAUGGACUACAAGUCUGUGUGGGCAGCCAUGGAAGAGUGCCAGAGGCUUGGCCUCACAAAGUCCAUUGGUGUGAGCAACUUCUCUUGUAAGAAGCUUGAAACUUUAUUUGCCUCGGCUACCAUUCCUCCUUCGGUAAAUCAAGUGGAGUUGAGCCCAGUGUGGCAACAGAGGAAGCUUAUAGAAUUUUGCAAGACCCACAAUGUCGUUGUUACUGCUUACUCUCCUUUGGGAGCAAAAGGCACCAACUGGGGCAGCAAUCUUGUUAUGGACAAUCAAGUGCUGAAAGAAAUAGCAGAGAAGCAUGGGAAGACUGUUGCACAGGUGGCUCUGAGAUGGAUAAUAGAGCAAGGGAUAACUCUUGUUGUGAAGAGCUAUAAAAAAGAGAGACUGAAAGAGAAUAUGGAGAUAUUUGAGUGGGAACUGUCAAAGGAAGAUAAGGACAAGAUCAGUCAAAUCCCACAGCAAAGACUCAGGCUUAAAGAGGAAUAUGUCUCCCAUGAUGGACCGUUCAAGUCCAUCGAAGAGCUUUGGGAUGGAGAGCUUUAACGUUAAAACAUAUGAAAAUAUAAGUGAGAAUUUAUGGGCUUUUGUCCAGAAAAUAAUACGCUUGUAAGGCUGUAGCCUGCAAUGCUCUUUAUUUUACCGUUGCUGUAUUUUAUGCUUUUACGGUGUUCUGAGUUGCUCGGAGUUGUUUUCA
Hevea brasiliensis (rubber tree) is the source of this 1383-nucleotide messenger RNA. RefSeq names its product non-functional NADPH-dependent codeinone reductase 2. Gene Ontology annotation, cellular component: cytosol. Lineage: Eukaryota; Viridiplantae; Streptophyta; Magnoliopsida; Malpighiales; Euphorbiaceae. The transcript is spliced from 4 exons. The coding region runs from base 255 to 1232 and encodes 325 amino acids. Gene Ontology annotation, molecular function: aldose reductase (NADPH) activity. The record is from RefSeq and is a predicted model, not a curated record.